UUUUAUCAUUAAAAACAGAGACGAGACGACACCGUUUGUAUGACAUCUCGCCUGGCUCUCGCUAAGUACCUCCCUCCCUCCCGCAUGCAGCAGCAGCAGCAGCCUCAAGUUGACUCACAAAUGGCGUCCUCUGCAACUGCAAAACAUGAUAACCCAAGGUCUGUCAAAAGAGUAGCUGUUGUUGGUGCUGGGGUAAGUGGGCUUGCGGCGGCUUAUAAAUUGAAAUCACAUGGCCUGGAUGUCACUGUAUUUGAAGCUGAUGGAAGAGCCGGAGGGAGGUUGAAAAGUGUUUCUCAAGAUGGUCUAGUUUGGGAUGAGGGAGCUAAUACAAUGAUCGAAAAUGGAAUGGAGGUUACAGGAUUGAUUGAUGCUCUUGGGCUUCAAGAAAAGCAACAAUUUCCUAUUUCACAGCAUAAGCGUUAUAUUGUGAAAAAUGGGACACCACUACUGGUACCCACAAAUCCUGUUGCACUACUGCAGAGCAAAUUGCUUUCUGCACAAUCAAAGAUCCGGAUCAUAUUUGAACCAUUAAUGUGGAAAAGAAGCGACUCCUCCAAAGUCUGUGAUGAAGAUUCUCAGGAAAGUGUGGGCAGGUUCUUUGAGCGUCAUUUUGGGAAAGAGGUUGUGGAGUAUCUAAUUGAUCCUUUUGUUGGAGGUACAAGUGCAGCAGAUCCUGAAUCUCUUUCUGUGCGCCAUUCUUUCCCAGAGCUAUGGAAUUUGGAGAAAAGGUUUGGCUCUAUUAUAGCUGGGGCUUUGCAAUCAAAUUUAUUUGCCAAAAGGAACAAAACUGGAGAAACUAAAGUUGCACAAAGAAAAAACAAACCCAAGCGUGGUUCGUUUUCUUUCCAGGGUGGGAUGCAGACACUGACCGAUACAUUGUGCAAAGAGCUUGGAAAAGAUGACCUAAAAUUAAAUGCAAAGGUUUUGACAUUAGCUUACAGUCAUGAUGGAAGUUCCUCAUCACAAAACUGGUCUAUUACUUCUACUUCUAACCAGAACACUCCAGUGGUUGAUGCAAUAAUCAUGACGGCCCCUCUAUGUAAUGUCAAAGACAUCAAGAUCUCAAAAAGGGGAACCCCCUUUCCACUUAAUUUUCUUCCUGAGGUGACCUAUUUGCCACUCUCAGUCAUAAUUUCCACCUUUAAAAAGGAGAAUGUAAAGAGACCUCUGGAUGGAUUUGGAGUUCUUGUUCCUUCAAAAGAGCAACAAAAUGGUUUUAAAACCAUGGGUACACUUUUUUCCUCUAUAAUGUUUCCAGAUCGUGCACCUAGUGAUUUAUAUCUCUAUACCACCUUUGUUGGAGGAUCUCGAAACAUGGAACUGGCUCAAGCUUCCACUGAUGAGCUUAAGAAAAUUGUUACUUCUGAUCUGAGAAAGUUGUUGGGAGCAGAAGGGGAGCCCUCAUUUGUCAACCAUUUCUAUUGGAGUAAAGGCUUUCCUUUGUAUGGCCGUAACUAUGGAUCAGUUCUUGAAGCUAUUGACAAAAUGGAAAAAGAUCUCCCCGGAUUUUUCUACGCAGGUAACCACAGAGGUGGACUCUCAGUUGGCAAAGCAAUUGCCUCCGGUUGCAAAGCAGCUGAUCUUGUAAUCUCCUACCUCAACAAUGCAUCAGAAAGCAUAGUGCCUGAUAAAUGAUAAUCAUUAUUGAUGUAGGAAGUGUAUGCUUCGACAUUUGUUAGUUUGUUAUCUCCUCAUAUCAGCAUGUAAUAACUAUUGUACUUGCACGACUCCCCAUUUUGAAUUAGGAAGCUCAUUAAAUGCAGUCAUUAUUGUCGAUGCUGCUCCUACUCAAGGAUAUGAGAGGAUAUCUAGUCUAGGCAGUUUUUUCCUUGCAAAUAUUUAAUAUCAAAGGAGUGUAUUACACAUUACUUAGAAGUACAAUAUAUAGAUUAUAGAUAAGAGUACCUCGUCUAUCUCCACAAUAA
Molecule: messenger RNA, 1925 nt
Organism: Lotus japonicus
Lineage: Eukaryota; Viridiplantae; Streptophyta; Magnoliopsida; Fabales; Fabaceae
Product: protoporphyrinogen oxidase 2, chloroplastic/mitochondrial
Exons: 18
Coding region: 40-1635 (531 amino acids)
Biological process (GO): heme biosynthetic process
Cellular component (GO): mitochondrial inner membrane
Molecular function (GO): protoporphyrinogen oxidase activity, oxygen as acceptor
Source: RefSeq, a predicted model, not a curated record